AUGGACCGUCGCCAGGCGCACGUGUUUGGCCGGCCCGCAAGCGCUCAACGAUGCGACUGGCGGAGGCGAGCACUGCCUACAGUCAACGGUAACGUGGGUGAGCCGCGUGGCUGGCCUGAUGUGGCGCACCUUUGCGGCGGCCUGCCCGAUACGGCUCUGCGGCGGGCGCGACUCACCACGGCAGCCUCCAUCGCGUUUGCGCUCGGCGUGCUCCCACCAGGGACCGUUGGCUGCGGCGCUGGCCGCGGCGAGGGCGGCCGCUUGCUGCUGUGGAUAGUCGGCGCUCGAGAGGCGAUGGAGGGAGAGCUUGCACGGCGCGGGCUCCUCGCCGAGCCCCUGGCCGCCCUCUGGCCACCAGCGGCGCGGCACGGCGUCGAGCUCAUCCUGUGCGGCCCAGAAAUGCGCGAGUGGGGCCCGGCCGACCAGCGUCCGCCGCCGCGGCCGCUCGUGCGUGCGGUCAGUGGCACGCUCCACUCGCGGCUGAAGGACGCGCCCGCGCUGACCACAGGGCCGGACGCAAUGCUGCUCCUCAACUCCGGCGUCGGCACGCUGCUGCUUCCUCUCGUGGCACCGUGGCUGCCCACCCUCGCCGCCGUGCUCGCGAUGCGCGCACCGUGCAUAUUAACAUGUUACAACGCCAGCGAGGCGGCGGGGCAGGAAGCGCUGCUCCGCCUCUUCGGCGCUCGCACCCUGCUUCCCUCGCGCCAAAACCCCCACCCUUCCGUCCGGCUCGUCCGCUGCGCCACGCGGGCCGUGCACCUCCUCGACGCGGCGACGGCAGAGCUCGCCGCGCUGCAGUCCGAGCCGGCGGAGGGAGAGGUGCCGCUGCCGCUGCCAGACAGGCCGCACCGCGUCGUCUUCGAAGGGCCCUUCGUCAACGCGCGGGCGCGGCCCUCUCUGAAGGCGGCGGUGACGCGCACCCUCCCGCGCGGCGCAGACCUCAGCGCGACCGCCCAGCGCGGCGUUUGGCUGCGCACGAAGGCGGGUGACUUUGUGUUGAAAUCGCACCCGGCGCUAGGCCGGCUGGUCGGGCAGGUGGUGGAUGAGGACGGCUUGAACCUCGGAAGGUAA
This is a messenger RNA of Emiliania huxleyi CCMP1516, 1071 nucleotides long. RefSeq lists its product as hypothetical. Bases 1 to 1071 code for a protein of 356 amino acids. Lineage: Eukaryota; Haptophyta; Isochrysidales; Noelaerhabdaceae. The record is from RefSeq and is a predicted model, not a curated record. The transcript is spliced from 2 exons.